CCUUCACUGGCCCCUGCUAUCGGCUCUCCCCCGAGCGCGGCGCUGAGCGCAGGGAUGCGGCACCGAGCCGGCCUUUCGUUAAAGUAAAUCUUACCGUGGGUCUGAUCCUCAAGAUGAGACCUCUCUGCCUUUUGUGGUCCAAGUCACGAGGAAGCCAGUGCUGCGCACCUGUUGGACUGCCUAGACCUGUGAAGGUGAUGAGUGUGAUGAGGCUGAAGAGUGGAGCAGCUGAUCCAUGAAUCACACCUUGCCCAAUUCUAGCAUCAUGACUUGUGUUGUUUUUUAGGAUGUGUGCCCCAUUGUGCUAGAUAUCGUAUGGAACAUAAAAGAACAGUUCCUGCCUCAGGGCGGUUUGCGUUUCCUGGGUUUGGUCGCAACCUUGUGUGCUUCCUGGGUACAGGGCUGGUUCUCCAGGUCUCAAGAUUCUGUCCUCCAAGAAAAUCUUGCCAUGAUUGGAUAGGACCCCCAGAUAAAUAUUCAAACCUUCGACCUGUUCACUUUUACAUCCCUGAAAACGAAUCACCAUUGGAACAAAAGCUAAGAGAAUUAAGACAAGAAACACAAGAAUGGAACCAACAGUUCUGGGCAAACCAGAAUUUGACCUUUCGUAAGGAAAAAGAAGAAUUUAUUCACUCAAGACUAAAAGCUAAAGGCCUGGGACUGAGAGCUGAAUCAGGUCAUAAAGCAACAUUGAAUGCAGAAGAAAUGGCUGACUUUUAUAAGGAAUUUUUAAGUAAAAAUUUUCAGAAGCACAUGUAUUAUAACAGAGACUGGUACAAGCGCAAUUUUGCCAUUACCUACUUCAUGGGAAAAGUGGCCCUGGAGAGGAUUUGGAACAAGCUUAAACUGAAACAAAAGAAGACCAUCAAUUAGGAGCCCACCCCAACCCACCCGCCUAGCGUCCAAGUUUCCACGAGAAGCGGCUGGUUGUAGGACUGCAUUUUAUGAGGGCUCUAAAAACCUGUAAGUGAUCUGAGACCCACACCUUUACGGGGGCCUCUUGGCUUAUGUUUCACUGCCGGGUGGGCUGGGACAACGCGGGUCCUGGGGCACUGUGGGCCACAUGGCCCCUCCCGACUGUGGACUCCAGGCUGGCUCUCAG
Molecule: messenger RNA, 1102 nt
Organism: Ceratotherium simum simum (southern white rhinoceros)
Lineage: Eukaryota; Metazoa; Chordata; Mammalia; Perissodactyla; Rhinocerotidae
Source: RefSeq, a predicted model, not a curated record